Messenger RNA from Entrophospora candida, 519 nucleotides. The record is from the annotation of a GenBank genome assembly. Lineage: Eukaryota; Fungi; Glomeromycota; Glomeromycetes; Entrophosporales; Entrophosporaceae.
AUGGAAGACUCUACUACUACAACCAGUGUCAUUUAUUUGUCAAGAAUUCCACCUUUUAUGAAGCCUGCUAAAAUAAAACAUUUGUUAAGUCGAUAUGGAGAAAUUGGUCGUGUGUACUUGGCACCUGAAGAUGCUAAAAUCCAUGCUAGAAGAAAAAAAUAUGGUGGUAAUAAAAAGAAAAAUUAUGCAGAGGGUUGGGUCGAAUUUUUAGAUAAAAAAGAUGCCAAGAAUGUAGCAAAUAUAUUGAAUACUCAACCAAUAGGAGGAAACAGAAGAAAUCAUUAUCAUGAUGAUUUAUGGAAUAUCAAAUAUCUUUCAAAGUUCAAAUGGAGUAAUUUAACAGAUCAAAUUGCAUACGAGAAUGCUGCUAGAGUUCAACGUCUCACAGCAGAAAUUUCACAGUCACGAAGAGAAAAUAAAGAUUAUAUAGCAAAAGUAGAAAAGGCAAAAAAAAUAAGAAACAUUAUUCGUUCUAAAGAAAAAUCCAGUCUCAAUAAUAAUAAAAAUCCCCCUGUUUAA